This is a messenger RNA of Aspergillus puulaauensis, 360 nucleotides long. RefSeq lists its product as uncharacterized. The record is from RefSeq and is a predicted model, not a curated record. The transcript has 2 exons. Lineage: Eukaryota; Fungi; Ascomycota; Eurotiomycetes; Eurotiales; Aspergillaceae. The coding region runs from base 1 to 360 and encodes 119 amino acids.
AUGCCAGUUUACGCAUAUGCUAUCGGUCUCCGGCGGGUUGGCGACAAAUGGAAGGAAGAUAGCGGGACUCGCCGUGUCCUCAUUACAGCAAAGGACGCGGCGACCCUAAACGAAUGGUACCAACAACUUCAACGCCUCGAGAACUCCAUUGAAAAAAAGGACAGCUCGGGACGGUGGUACUUAUAUGACAUUUCAUUCAACAUCCAGGAGUCCACAACUGAGUUUGCGGAUAUGAAUAAAUUCCUCGGCCUGGUUGUCUUCACGCGGCUGCCGGACUUUUCGCCAACGGGGGAUUCGGGAAAGGACGCACACCAGCCCGAUGUUGCAACAAGCAUGUGGGUAACAUUCCCGAGCAUUUAG